AUAUGUUAAGACAGAACUGAAAGCUGAGUUCAUCUAUAUAUACUGACACACACACAAGCACACAAAAGUAAAGAAAAAUGGAGGGAAAAGCUACAGAGAGAGAUGUAUGGGGUGCAAGCACUAUGGAGAAAACAACUCAUAAGGCUUUAAAGAUAAGGUCUAAUGAGGCUGCACAACACUGGACUGAUGCUCUCCCCAUUGGGAAUGGGCGUUUGGGGGGCAUGAUUUGGGGUGGCGUUGCUUCCGACACCAUCAACCUCAAUGACGACACACUUUGGACAGGGAAUCCUGGGAAUUACACAAACCCGGAUGCUCCAAAGGUAUUAUCAGAGGUCAGAAAACUGGUUAAUGAUGGCAAGUAUGCGGAGGCUACUAAGGCAGCGGUUAAUUUGUCUGGAAAUCCUUCUGAGGCUUACCAGCUUCUGGGUGAUAUUAAGAUAGACUUUGAUGAGUCUCAUGCUGUGUAUGAUAAAGAAACCUACGAGAGAGAGCUGGACUUGGAUACGGCCAUUGUAAAAGUUAAGUAUACUGCAGGUGGAAUAAAUUAUACUAGGGAACAUUUUUCCUCAAGUCCAGACAAAAUAUUAGUGACUAAUAUCUCUGCAAGCAAACCUGGGUCUUUAUCGUUCACCAUAUAUCUUGACAGCAAGUUACAGCAUGAAUCAAGUGUACAAGGACAAAAUCAGAUAACGAUGGAAGGAGGUGCUCCAAUGGGUAUCAAGUUCUCUGCAGUUCUUGAAUUGAAAAUUAGUGAUGGUACUGGUCAGCUACAUGUCGUAGAUGACAAGAAGAUCAAUGUUAAGGGUGCUGACUGGGCUGUUAUUUGCCUGGCUGCAUCUUCCUCAUUUGAUGGGCCAUUCACUAAGGCCUCAGAAUCCAAAAAGAAUCCUACUUCAGAAUCUCAAAAAGUUUUGGAUUUAAUAAAGAAUUUAUCAUACGCUGAACUUUCUGCUCGCCACUUGAAUGAUUAUCAGAAGUUAUUUCACCGCGUCUCUCUACAGCUUUCUAAAAGCUCAACAACUGUUGAAAAGGAUUUGUGCUCUGUAACUGGUAAUCAAUCGAAAGCUACUGAAGAUGAGAAAAUGUCAACAGCUCAGAGGGUGAAAUCCUUCAAAACAGAUGAAGAUCCUUCCUUUGUAGAGCUUUUGUUCCAAUAUGGUCGUUAUCUGCUUAUAUCUUGUUCGAGGCCAGGAACUCAGGCAUCAAACCUGCAGGGAAUCUGGAACAAGGAAAUUUAUCCACCAUGGGAUGGUGCCCCACACGCAAAUAUUAAUCUCCAAAUGAACUACUGGCCGUCACUCCCCUGCAACCUUAAAGAGUGCCAAGAGCCUUUGUUCGAUUACAUUUCCUCCCUGGCAGUCAAUGGCACUAAAACGGCUAAAGUGAACUAUGAAGCGAGUGGUUGGGUUGUUCAUCAGGUAUCUGAUAUUUGGGCAAAAACAUCCCCUGAUCGAGGCGAAGCUGUUUGGGCUUUAUGGCCAAUGGGCGGAGCUUGGCUUUGCACCCAUCUGUGGGAGCAUUAUACAUACACACUAGACAAAGAUUUUCUUAAGAACAAAGCAUAUCCCUUAAUGGAAGGAUGUGCAUUAUUUCUUUUGGACUGGUUGAUUGAAGGCCCUGGCGGAUAUCUAGAAACAAAUCCUUCAACUUCUCCUGAACAUAUGUUUGUUGCUCCUGAUGGACAGCCUGCUAGCGUGAGCUACUCCUCAACCAUGGAUAUGUCAAUAAUUAGAGAAGUGUUCUCAGCUGUUGUUUCUGCUUCUGAGGUUUUGGGAAAUAGUCAGGAUGAUCUGGUAAAAAAGGUUCUCAAAGCUCAAUCACGUCUUUAUCCAACUAAAAUCGCCAAGGAUGGGUCAAUCUUGGAAUGGGCACAAGAUUUUGAGGAUCCAGAGGUGCAUCAUAGACAUGUGUCACACCUAUUUGGUCUUUUCCCAGGGCAUACAAUAACCCUUGAAAAAACUCCUGAUCUUUGUAAAGCCGCAGAUUUUACACUCCAGAAACGAGGGGAGGAAGGUCCAGGAUGGUCGACUACAUGGAAAGCUGCUCUCUGGGCACGUCUUCACAACAGUGACAAUGCAUAUGGAAUGGUUAAGCAUUUAAUUGACUUGGUAGAUCCUGAUCGCGAAGCUGAUUUUGAGGGAGGACUUUACAGUAACCUGUUUACCGCACACCCUCCUUUCCAGAUUGAUGGCAAUUUUGGUGUCUGUGCAGCAAUAGCUGAGAUGCUUGUCCAGAGCACUAUGGAAGACUUGUACCUACUCCCUGCCCUCCCCCGAGACAAGUGGCCGAAUGGUGCAGUUAAAGGCUUGAAAGCGCGAGGUGGUUUAACAGUCGCGAUUAACUGGACCAAAGGAGAUCUUCAUGAAGCUAAUUUGUGGUCUAAUAAUUCUAACUCAAUUUCCACCAUAAGAUUACACUACAGAGAAUAUGCAGUCACCACAAAAGUAAAAUUUGGAAGAGUAUACACAUUCAACAAGAUCUUGAAGUGCAUCAAUGAAUAUCCUCUGUAGGAUCCUGAGGCUCAUAAACUACGGCCAGUUUGUUCCUUGAAGAGGAUGCAUCAUAAGUUGAGGAAUUGACAUUUUAAAGUGUGAAAGCUGUGUGCUGAAAUGUGCUCAGUUUCAUAAGUUGCUCUUGGUCUAUUUGGAUGGUGUCACCUCAUGCAACUUUUUUAUUGUUUUGUUUUUCUGUUUUGUUUUGUUUUUGUCACCUCAUGCAACUUUAACCAACUAUUUCUAUCGAGUUGAAAAUACAAAAGAACUUAAUUUGUAAUUGAUUUUUGUUAUAUGAUUUAUUUUUGAUUUGAA
This is a messenger RNA of Daucus carota subsp. sativus, 2807 nucleotides long. Its product is annotated as alpha-L-fucosidase 2. The record is from RefSeq and is a predicted model, not a curated record. Bases 78 to 2510 code for a protein of 810 amino acids. The transcript has 10 exons. Lineage: Eukaryota; Viridiplantae; Streptophyta; Magnoliopsida; Apiales; Apiaceae. Gene Ontology annotation, molecular function: alpha-L-fucosidase activity. Gene Ontology annotation, biological process: carbohydrate metabolic process.